Umbelopsis ramanniana AG is the source of this 3419-nucleotide messenger RNA. RefSeq lists its product as uncharacterized. The transcript has 10 exons. The record is from RefSeq and is a predicted model, not a curated record. NCBI's taxonomy places the organism in Eukaryota, Fungi, Mucoromycota, Umbelopsidomycetes, Umbelopsidales, Umbelopsidaceae. Gene Ontology annotation, biological process: ubiquitin-dependent protein catabolic process; protein polyubiquitination. The coding region runs from base 22 to 3303 and encodes 1093 amino acids. Gene Ontology annotation, molecular function: ubiquitin protein ligase activity.
AUUUCUUUUUUAUCUCUGACCAUGUUUCAAUCCGGUAACGGGAACAAAAAAGCGUUCCUUGAAAAGAAUAAAGCAGCCAGACUGCAGCGAGAGCAAGAGCGGCAGAAAAAAGAAGAUGAUCAAGCACUCUCACAAGCAGCUGUCAGAGUUCAAAAGUGGUGGAGGGCAAAGAAACGGUCAAGAGAAUGGUAUGAUGUCGAACGCUGGAACAUUUGGGAUGAGCAUUCGCAGCUGGACAACGAAAUGGCACCGCUACCGGGGCAGUUGUGGAAAUGCGUUUCUUUGUUCUGGAUUUUGAAUGGAAAAGAGUCUCCCACCCCACCAGCUGCUCAAGUACGAUUCCAAAAAGUGUGUAAACUCAUUCUGACAAAGAUGAGAAGAGCAGGAACACCAGCAACCACAAAUGGAACAAUUCCUUUUCACGCCUUUCUAGCUGAUAACGUACACUCUGUCAAAGCAAAAUAUAUCUUACAACGUACGCUGGAUGCAUGCUGGAGGAGAGUCACAGACGUUGAAGACGCGCCAUACCUUACUGGCCCUGAGCUUCGACUACUUUUGGUGUACAUGUCCCCAAAAACGUAUGUCCUCAGUUCCGCGGAGCAAAUAUUGGAUGGCUACUGGGUAAUGACUGGUUAUAAUCCAAAGCUCAAGGAUAUUUCGCAAGCCAUCCUAGGCGACAUCAAGCCAUACCCUCUUAUAUACAACGGAGCAUCUAAUCGGUGCUCGAAAGUUAUCAAGAUUCGAGAAAAGGCAGCAAAAUACUCGAAAGGCAUACUCGCUGAAGCUGACCGCAAAACGGUUAACAGCAUUACGCUUUGGCUGACUGCCGUCGUGCGCUGCGCAUUAUUUGUUUUUGAAAACACGAUCGAUCAAAUGAAUAAUCAGCAAAAUGCAAUGGAUCAGUUUCUUGUUCACAUCGUGGCGGUCCCUUACAUAAUGAGUAUAGUGGACAAGAACUGUCGAGACCUCAUUGCUAGCAAAGGGGUUUUACAACUGGUGACAAAAGGACGAUUUGCGCGAUCAAAGGCAAAUGAGCUAUGUAACUUACUCGGCGGAGAUGGAUGUUUGUUCUUUGUUGCAAAUAUGACAAAUAUGUAUCAGCUUUUCAUAUUGCGCAGCAGCACUAUAGACAAUUUCCCGGAGGCGUCUGAUAUGGCUAGUAUGGCAACCACCAUGUUAGAAAAGAUCAAGCCGUUUGUAUCUGCAACGCAGAGAUCAGGAUUUUCACAAUAUCAUCCGAUUUUUUCAUGGUGCUCAGUUGAGGCAAAGCGAAACAACAACCUUGCAAAUAAUGUAUACAAAGCCGUAAUGGGCCAGCUUGAAUAUCUGUGGAGCCGCCAGUUUAUCGAUUCUCUCUUCAUAGACAUUGUAUCAUUCAACGACGCUGAUUCUGGUAGGACUGGACAAGCUUCUGGUUUCAAAUCUAGGUUCUCGACGUCACCUAUCAAAAAGAAAGCGAGAGAAGUACCUGAAGCCAACGCAGAUGCCAAGGAUGCAUCAAGUGUUAGCAAAAAACCGCUUGCCGAGCUUGCAAUGGACACUGAGACUGCAUUUCGAAUGUAUUUUAUUCUGACAGAAUUGUUCCCAGAAUAUACCAAAGAUCUGUGGACGAAGGUUGCGUUCACUAAACAUUUAAUACCUCACCUAUGGAAAUUGAUGAAGAAAUUCCGUCCAAAAGACGCGGGUCUAUCCCUUUAUAUUGAAGCAGCCAAGCACAGUAUGGAUCGCAUUGAGGCUGAAGCUUUACUUGAUACAUUAAAAGGUUUCUGCGAAGGAGCUAUAAUCUUAUGCAAGACCUUGGAGGAUUCCGACUUCUUCGAAAAACAAACGCCAUUCAAAGUCAAAGAUUUAUGUGAUUUGGCUGCAUUUUUGAACGAGUUUUAUUUUGCCCUCAUACAGUCGUGUCCAGUAGACGACCAAACGAGCGCCUCAGUACCGCCUCGACUUCGACAGUUCCAGUGUGUCAGAAGGUUGCUCAUGCAAUUCUAUGAUCUAGAUGUUCGUAGGCAGUACCAGAACCCAGCUGCAUGGAUUCUUAUAACUGAUUCUACGAGACCGUUUGCCAGUCUCCCACAACAAAUUACCUUCAGAUUCCGUCCCUCUCAGCCAUCCCAGUUCUUAGCCCGCAUACGAAAUAAUGAACCCAUUGCCAAGAGAGUGUUAUACCUUAUGCCACACACUAUACCGUUUCCCACUCGCUUGGACAUCUUUAGAGACAUGAUUACUUCAGAGCGAUUAUCGGCACCUCGACGCCAAUGUCUUAUCAAGGUUCGUCGGCAAUAUUUGAUGGAGGAUGGAUACCAAAGUCUAGCGCAGCAAGGAAAGCUAGCUUGGCAAGGAGAUAUCAGAGUCUCGUUUGUUAACGAAUUAGGCGCGGAGGAGGCAGGCAUAGAUCAGGGAGGCCCAUUUAAAGAGUUCAUAUCACAGCUUAUUGCCCUUGCUUUCUCGCCUGCUUUUGGCCUCUUUUCCGCCACGUCAACUGAGAACCUCCUAUUCCCAUCCCCUACGUCCUACAUUCACGGAAGUGAUCAUUUAGAUCUAUUUAGGUUCAUGGGAAAAGUCUUAGCAAAGGCAGUGUAUGAAGGAAUUCUGGUGGAUGCGCAAUUUGCUAGUUUCUUUCUGGCGAGAAUCCUAGGACGUAAUGUAUUCUUGGAGCAACUUCAAGAGCUCGAUACAGAUGUAUCUAAAAACUUGGGGUUCGUCAAGCGGUAUGACGGCGAUGUAGAAGAUUUGUGUCUGACCUUUUCCGCCGAUAUGGACUUCUUCAAUGAGAAAAAAACAGUUGACUUGAAAUAUAAUGGGCGCAACAUAUCUGUCACCAAUGACAACCGUAUCGAAUACGUUUAUGUCAUGGCAGAUUACAUGUUAAACCAAAGAAUUCAUGAGCAAACCAAGGCUUUUAUCGAUGGAUUUAGGAGCAUCAUUGCCGAUCAAUGGAUUCGGAUCUUCUCACCUCCAGAACUACAAAGAGUUAUUUCUGGAGAAAAUGUCGAUUUCGAUGUGUCGGAUCUUAGGAAUCAUACAGAAUACCAGAAUGGCGGCUUUGAUCAACAUCCAGUCAUACGAAUGCUAUGGCAAAUAUUGCAAGACUUCAACUCGCAGGAGAAAAGAGCGUUUCUCAAGUUUGUUACUAGUUCACCCAAGCCUCCACUAGGUGGCUUUGAAUAUCUCCAACCACCAUUUACCAUCCGAAUCGUAGCGAUAUCGGGAGACAGUAAUUUAGCGGGCAUAAAAUAUGUCAAGAACAUGUUUACAUCUGGCAACUCUAAAGAUGGGAGAUUGCCAAGUAGUUCAACAUGGUAGGUAAAUGAACGACAUGGUGGAUAUGCAUACUUGGUUGCUAAUAGCAUGCUGUCUCCUUUGUUUGCAGCUUCAAUCUAUUAAAAUUGCCGGCCUAUUCGAAGAAAUCGGUCAUGCGG